AUGUGGGCUUCACCUCGUUAUGCAAUCUACAUACUUAUGCUACUUGACGAACUUUGUACAAAGCAGAGAGAAGAUAUGAUGAAAGAAGACAAAAACAUACAGAAAAGAAUACCACGUUCGGUACCAAAAGGAAAGGAAAAGAACUAUAAGUAUAUGAUUUAUACUGAAGAGAUGGAAAAUGAAGAAGACAGAGAUAUGGUUAUGUUGCAUUUAGUCAGAAGAAACAACAAAAGCUUUUACGACCUUGCUAAGAUUUACAAAUCUAACAGAAAUUGGUUCUAUCGCGAAAACUUACCGAUUUCAAUGACACCAAAUGAAGAUGUGAAACAAAUAGUUCAAGAUACUUUACCUCAAACACACUAUGAUAUUAAAGGUUGUACAAUACUUACCUUCAAAGAAGAUUUGCCAUUGUUAAAGGAAAAAAUAACAGAGUAUUUUGACAACUUCAAACAAGUAGAGUAG
This is a messenger RNA of Trichomonas vaginalis G3, 462 nucleotides long. RefSeq lists its product as uncharacterized. The transcript has a single exon. The record is from RefSeq and is a predicted model, not a curated record. Lineage: Eukaryota; Parabasalia; Trichomonadida; Trichomonadidae. The coding region runs from base 1 to 462 and encodes 153 amino acids.